This is a messenger RNA of Drosophila rhopaloa, 1985 nucleotides long. RefSeq names its product xylulose kinase. The transcript is spliced from 6 exons. The record is from RefSeq and is a predicted model, not a curated record. NCBI's taxonomy places the organism in Eukaryota, Metazoa, Arthropoda, Insecta, Diptera, Drosophilidae. Bases 141 to 1799 code for a protein of 552 amino acids. Gene Ontology annotation, molecular function: D-xylulokinase activity. Gene Ontology annotation, cellular component: cytosol. Gene Ontology annotation, biological process: D-xylose metabolic process; xylulose metabolic process.
ACUCAAAAUUUCGAUACCGUCAACACAAAAACUCUCGGCUGUUCGUAUAGAAUUGUGAGCCGAGGGCUAGGGCGGCAAAUUGCUGGAUUCCGAGCGUCAGACGAUUUGGGGCAUCCAAGAGCACCGGAAGAAAUCUAGAAAUGGGUCCGCCGAAGCAGAUAAAACGAGCCUUCCUGGGCUUCGACUUGAGCACGCAAAAGCUCAAAGCGGUCCUGCUGAAUUGCAAAAUGGAGGUCAUUGCCGCUGCGGAAGUGAAAUUCGACACCGACCUCCCGGAGUUUCGGACCACGGGCGGAGCCAACAGCGGAACCGAAAAAAAUGAAUACUUUGUACAACCCGUGAUGUGGGUGAAGGCCAUGGACAUUGUGCUGGACCGCCUAGUGAUGCAGCAAGCUGAUCUUAGUACAGUGGUGGCCAUCAGUGGCUCCGGACAGCAGCAUGGUUCGGUGUACUGGUCCAAGCACGGCCUCAAGACACUGCAAAGCCUUAAUUCUGACAAGUUCCUUCACGCACAAAUCGAUGACUCAGCCUUUGUAGUCAACCGUACUCCUAUUUGGAUGGACGCCACCACCACAAAGCAGUGCCUAGAGAUGGAAAUGGCCGUGGGCGGCAAACUUAAAAUGGCAGAACUAACCGGCUCCAAAUGCUACGAACGGUUCACGGGCCCCCAGAUUAGAAAGAUUUAUCAGAAGCGCUGCCACGCCUACGACGAGGCCAAACGAAUCUCAUUGGUCAGCAGUUUCAUAUCGUCGCUUUUUCUAGGCUCUAUUUGUCCCAUCGACUUUAGUGACGGCUCCGGUAUGAAUUUGUUAGACAUUCGAAAGAAGGUUUGGUCCCAAGAAUGCCUUAAUGUCUGUGCACCCGAUCUGGACGAGCGUCUGGGUCCUCCGAUCAGUCCGAAUACCGUUGUAGGCAACGUCUGCAAGUUCUUCGUUAAGCGAUUUAGUUUUUCGCCUGAUUGCAAAGUGGUCGCCAGCACGGGGGACAAUCCUUCGGCGCUGUCUGGAAUGCUUGUGAACGAAAAAUGGCUGACCAUUUCUCUGGGCACAAGUGACACCCUAAUGAUGAGCUUGAAGGAGCCACUCAACUGGGAGGAGGGUCAUGUUCUGUGUCAUCCAACGAUAACGGAUCAGUAUAUGACACUGCUAUGUUUUAAAAAUGCUUCAUUGGUCCGUGAAGGAAUCAACAAGUCGAUGUCUGGCGGCAAUUGGGAUAAAUUCAAUGAGUAUCUCGACUCCACGCCACGUGGAAACUUCGGAAACAUGGCCGUGCACUUUAAUGAUAUGGAAAUCAUUCCCAAGGCACAGGGGGUUCUGCGGUGGAACAAGGAUAUCAAACCCCAGUCACCUGAGGCAGCCAAGGGUGUUACCAAAUUCAGCUCGGCUCAAAUAGAAAUUCGCGCUCUAGUUGAAGGGCAGAUGCUACAUCACCGGGCUGUUGCCGAAGACCUUGGCUACCGCUUUGGGCACGAAACCCAUAUUCUUGUCACGGGAGGGGCAUCUGUUAACAAAUCUAUCCUGCAGACUACCGCGGAUGUGUUCAAUUCACCUGUUUAUACUCAGGAUGAAGGACAUGAAGCUGCCUUAAUGGGCGCCGCUUACCGAGCCGCCUAUGCUCUUUACCUUGAGGAGCUGGGUAAACAGGAAACGCCCCUGCGUUACCGAGAUUACAUUCUUAGCCUGACGACCAAUAAGCUGAACCUUGUCUGUGAACCACACAAGGACAGCCAGGAAAUCUACGCUCCGAUGCUACUUCGAUAUCGCGAAAUGGCUCGCAUAUUGGCCAAUCCAAAUGAAUAGACUUACCGUAAACCCAACGCAACAUUCCGUUUUAUACUCCGAGCAUUCCCCGAAUUACUCUCCUUUUUAAAAGUCACCUGAAAUUGAUAAAACUAAAGUGCAAUUAACAAAUUCUGUGAUUGACAAUUUAUUACAAAUUUUUGCGAAACCAUAUACAAAUAAAUUUCUAUAUAUGGAGCAACUCUA